Molecule: messenger RNA, 1847 nt
Organism: Stylophora pistillata
Lineage: Eukaryota; Metazoa; Cnidaria; Anthozoa; Scleractinia; Pocilloporidae
Molecular function (GO): calcium ion binding
Source: RefSeq, a predicted model, not a curated record
CCAAUGCGUCAAAAAACCUUGUCAAAAUGGAGGAAUCUGCACCGAAAAUGGAAACAAUUCGCGCAGUUGCGAAUGCACCGCUGGAUAUUCUGGAGAAAAUUGUGAAAAAAAGCUUCCAUGUCCUCCUGGCAAAAAAACGGACAAUCACCAAGGAGCCUGCUGUGUUUUCCCUUUUAUCUAUAAAGGAACGACCUACAACGCUUGUACCAUGGCCGAUUAUAGCCGAUUGUGGUGUUCCCUUACUGCUAUAUACAGUACACCUUGGGCUAACUGCGUCGGUCCAUGCGACAAGAACCCUUGCCUAAAUGGAGGGUUCUGCACAGCAACCAAAAACGACUCGUACAACUGCAAAUGUGCUGGGGGAUAUUCUGGAGAAAAUUGCGAAAUAGCGGGCCCGUGCGCCAAGAAACCUUGUCAAAAUGGAGGAAUCUGCACCGAAACUGGAAACAAUUCGCGCAGUUGCGAAUGUGCCGCUGGAUAUUCUGGCGAAAAUUGUGAAAAAAAGCUGCCAUGUCCUCCUGGCAAAAAAACCGACAAUCACCAAGGUGCCUGCUGUGUAUUUCCUUUUAUCUAUAAAGGAACGACCUACAACGCUUGUACCAUGGCCGAUUACAGCCGAUUGUGGUGUUCACUUACUCCCACUUACAGUUCAUCUUGGGCUAACUGCGUCGCUCCAUGCCACAAGAACCCUUGCCUAAAUGGAGGGGUCUGUACAGAUACCAAAAACGACUCGUACAACUGCAAAUGCACUGGGGGAUAUUCUGGAAACAAUUGUGAAAUAGCAGGCCCAUGCGCUAAGAAACCUUGUCAAAAUGGAGGAAUCUGCAGCAAAACUGGAAACAAUUCGCGCAGUUGCGAAUGUGCCGCUGGGUAUUCUGGAGAAAAUUGUGAAAAAAAGCUGCCAUGUCCGCCUGGCAAAAAAACCGACAACCACCAAGGUGCGUGUUGUGUUUUCCCUUUUACCUAUGGAGGAACGACCUACAGCACUUGUACCAUGGCCGCUCAUAACCGAUUGUGGUGUUCGCUUACUGCUACUUACAGUGGAUCUUGGGCUAACUGCGUCGGUCCAUGCCACAAGAACCCUUGCUUGAAUGGGGGAGUCUGCACAAAAACCAGAAAUGACUCGUACAACUGCAAAUGUGCUGGGGGAUAUUCUGGAGACAAUUGUGAAAUAGUGGGAUUAUGCGCCAAGAAACCUUGUCAAAAUGGAGGAAUCUGCACCCAAACUGGAAAUAAUUCGCGCAGUUGCGAAUGUGCCGCUGGAUAUUCUGGACAAAAUUGUGAAAAAAAGCUGCCAUGUCCACCUGGAAAAAAAACCCACAAUCCGCAGGGUGCCUGCUGUGUUUUUCCUUUUACCUAUGGAGGAACGACCUACAACGCUUGUACCAUGGCUGCUCAUAGCCAAUUGUGGUGUUCACUCACUGCUACUUACAGUGGAUCGUGGGCUAACUGCGUCGGUCCAUGCCACAAGAACCCUUGCCUAAAUGGAGGGGUCUGUACAGAAACCAAAAACGACUCGUACAACUGCAAAUGUGCAGGGGGAUAUUCUGGAGACAAUUGUGAAACAGCAGGCCCAUGCGCCAAGAGACCUUGUCAAAAUGGAGGAAUCUGCACCAAAACUGGAAACAAUUCGCGCACUUGCGAAUGCAUCGCUGAAUAUUCUGGAGAAAACUGUGAAAAAAAGCUGCCAUGUCCCCCUGGCAGAAGAACCGACAAUACCCAAGGUGCCUGCUGUACUUUUCCUUUUACCUACGGAGGAAUGACUUACAACGCCUGUACCAUGGUCGAUCAUAGCCAAUUGUGGUGUACACUUAAGGCAGGCUACAGUCGAUCUUGGGCUAACUGCG